CCCCUUUUCGCUCGUGGUUUACCCGCUACGAGAAUAAAUAUUAGACGUGGUUUAGCUACGGUUACCGAUCAAAACUUCGCCAAUACUGUUCCACCACCUGCACCAUAUGCUGUAUCGGUUUCGAGCCAACCUGUACCUGCAGCCUUGAAACUGCAAUCUGGUCAAAUUUUUCAUGGACAGUCCUUUGGUGCGCAGACUCCAGUGUCUGGUGAGGCUGUCUUUACAACUUCGCUUGUGGGUUAUCCUGAGUCUAUGACAGAUCCAUCGUACCGCGGACAAAUCCUAGUUUUCACGCAGCCACUUAUUGGAAAUUACGGCGUACCCGGACUAUUUAAAGACCAGUUCGGAUUACUGAAAUUCUUCGAAUCAGACCGUAUUCAAUGUCAAGGCAUCAUCUGCACAGAUUAUUCUGUGCACUAUUCACAUUGGAAUGCCGUUGAGUCACUUUCAUCAUGGUGUCAGCGACAUGGUGUACCUGCGAUAACAGGUGUUGAUACUCGUGAAUUAGUCCAUUUACUACGUGAUCAGGGCUCAACCCUAGCUAAAUUAGUCACCGGAGACGAUGCAAGCAAUGAAGAUUUUGAUAAACUUUCUUUUGUUGACCCCAACAAAAGAAAUUUAGUCGCUGAAGUCAGUACGAAGACGCCGGUUUCGUAUAAUCCUUUCGGAGAUAUUAAGAUUGGCGUUAUUGACU
Messenger RNA from Racocetra persica, 694 nucleotides. Lineage: Eukaryota; Fungi; Glomeromycota; Glomeromycetes; Diversisporales; Gigasporaceae. The record is from the annotation of a GenBank genome assembly.